UAUUAUUAAAUAUGAAAAGAGUAAUACUUUUUGUGAAUGGAACCGAUGUAAAUGGCAAGGUAUUUAUGGUAACUCAUUCAUUGGAUGAGUUAUUAACAGCUGCUAGUUCAAAGUUCAAUAUAAAUGCUAAAAGAGUAUUUACACCUCAGGGUGGAGAAAUUGAUGAUAUUAAAUUAAUACGGGAUGAUGAUGUCUUAUAUGUUUCUACUGGAGAGGAUUUUAUUUCAAAAGAAAAAAUUAACAUUAAAAGUCAGUUGAAUCGGAGCUCAGAAUGGAUUACGCUGAACGUUGGUGGAAAAUAUUUUACAACCACCAGGGAUACGUUAACAAAAAAGGAAUCAACAAGUAUGUUAGCCAGAAUGUUUACUGAAGCCACAAAUAAUGAACAAAGGAUUUUACCAAGUAGACAAGAUCAGAAAGGUGCAUUUUUAGUUGAUAGGAGUCCAACAUACUUUGAGCCAUUGUUAAAUUAUUUAAGACAUGGGCAGAUGAUACUUGAUGCCAAUGUUAAUGCAGCAGGUGUACUCGCAGAAGCACGUUUUUAUGGAAUAGAAGGUGCUAUUGAAAUACUGUCUACAAUGGUUGAAGAGGAGCAGCUCCAAAAAUCUGGUGUGGUAUCUUUAACAAGAAAAGAUGUACUUAAAGCGAUCAUGUCAACACCCGUAUCUUCUGAACUUAGAUUUCAAGGUGUUAAUUUUGUUGGUGCUGAUCUAUCAAGGUUAGAUCUUAGAAACAUUAAUUUCAAGUAUGCAGUCAUGCGUGAUUGCUGCUUAGCGGGUGCAAAUUUAUCAGGUUGUUGUUUCGAACGCGCAGAUUUAUCUCAUGCAAAUCUGCGAGGUGCUCAGCUUGUUUGUGUAAAAAUGUUAUGCGCGAAUCUUGCUGCCGCUAAUCUUCAUUCGUGUAAUUUCGAAGAUCCUGGUGGUUUACCUGCUAACAUGGAAGGUGUUAAUUUGAAAGGUGCCAAUCUUGAGGGUAGCAAUAUGGCUGCUGUAAAUCUUAGAGUUGCUACAUUAAAGAAUGCCAUCCUACGAAAUUGUGAUCUUAGAUCAGCUGUACUAGCUGGCGCUGAUUUAGAGUGCUGUGACUUAUCGGGAUCUGAUUUACAAGAAGCCAAUCUACGGGGCGCAAACCUGAAAGAUGCUACAUUUGAACUGAUGUUGACACCAUUACAUAUGUCUCAAACGAUACGAUAACAAUGAAUGCACUACCCCGCAUAUCCUGCGGCGGUUUAGCUUCUGUGAUCUAGAUAUUUAUUUAAUUUGUAGGAAGAUGAGAAUUCAAGUGAUAGUGCUUUCAUUAUGACACUGUUAUUCUUUGAUACUUUUCAGAUGAUCAGAAAGUACAGACUGAGAAUUGUACUGACACAAGUACAUUAGAAAAUGUAAGUAAGUUUUUACUUUGGUGAAUAUUUACGUUGUUUUUUAUUUUCAGGACGGUAUUGUGCCUAAUGAGUAAUUCAAUUACUUUAUCUUAUUUUUUAUACAAUGUAAAUUUAAUUUCUUAUCGAGGAAUGAUUUUUGGAAUCAAAAAGAUUUUAUUUAAUAUUUGUAACUAUA
Dufourea novaeangliae is the source of this 1556-nucleotide messenger RNA. RefSeq names its product BTB/POZ domain-containing protein KCTD9. The transcript has 7 exons. Gene Ontology annotation, biological process: protein homooligomerization; intracellular signal transduction. Bases 12 to 1193 code for a protein of 393 amino acids. Gene Ontology annotation, molecular function: protein binding. NCBI's taxonomy places the organism in Eukaryota, Metazoa, Arthropoda, Insecta, Hymenoptera, Halictidae. The record is from RefSeq and is a predicted model, not a curated record.